UUUCAGGUGCAGAUCCAGUCAAAUAAAGCAAUGAUAAAAGACUGUCCGAGAGCGGAGAGCAAGCAGGGAAAUAGGGAAAAGGCGGCAUCUUUUGGUUAAUUCCCUUGCUCUCUCUCUCUCGUCGGAUUCCACGAAGUCUGUGGGAUUCUCAUUGGUUCUUCUUUUUUAUCUGCUAGAAUCCAUCGAGAUCCGUUCUUCUUACGGAUUCAAGAGGAAAAAUAUUGUUUUUGCUGCUCUCAUCCUUUCAGAUUUGUUUUGAAACAAGAAUUCGACCAGUUCUGUACAGAUUCUUGCUAUUUCCCAGGGAAACGAUUUCUUUUGAGCGGAAAGGGAUUCCUUGGGGAAGAUUCGAUUUGAAUUUCCGGAGUCGUCGGAUUUCGUCCUGGCGUUGAGUGUGUUUGCUUUUGGAUGCUUGAUGGUUUAUUCGGAAAAUGGCUGCGGAUGAUUUGAUUGAGCUGAAGUUUAGGCUUUUUGAUGGUACUGAUAUUGGACCCAAUAAGUACGAUCCUUCUACUGCAGUGGGAUCUCUCAAGGAAAACAUAUUGGCUCGAUGGCCCGCUGGCAAGCAAAUUACUCCAAAGACAAUAAAUGAUUUGAAGCUUAUAAAUGCUGGAAGGAUUUUAGAGAAUAAUCGAACCCUUGCAGAGUCCAGGUUACCUGUUGAGGUGCUUCCUGGCAGUGUAAUUACAAUGCAUGUGGUUGUGCGACCUCCUGUAUUUGAUAAAAACAAUGAAAAGCAGCUAGCAAAUGCCUCAAAGGUAAACAGAUGUUCAUGCUCAAUCCUUUGACCAAACUGGAAUCCUCAUCUCGUACCAAGCCUCUGCAACUCCUCUUCCCUCUGUACAACGAACUGGUAAUAACUGCAAUCUGCAGGUUUGAGUUGCCAUUACAUUUUUCAUCAGGAAUUACAGUCUGCAGGUUCGGUUUGCUCGUUUGAAUAUAGAAGCAAGAACAAGAAUGAUACUGUUCUUAUUGUUUUCACAUCCUUGUUGGCAUUGCUUCUGUUAAGAACUUGGAAUGGUUAAAUCAUCUUUAUACUUGGUAAGUUGUAAGUAAAAAUGAGACGCUGUUGCGACGUAAUGAUUUAAGCAGAUCUUUCUCUCUGUAACUUUGGUUCAAUAACCUACUGGGUUGCUCUGAAUCAUUAGUUUGUUAUAUGAGAAGUAUUUUUAAGCUA
Molecule: messenger RNA, 1177 nt
Organism: Dendrobium catenatum
Lineage: Eukaryota; Viridiplantae; Streptophyta; Magnoliopsida; Asparagales; Orchidaceae
Product: membrane-anchored ubiquitin-fold protein 3-like
Exons: 4
Coding region: 432-788 (118 amino acids)
Molecular function (GO): protein binding
Source: RefSeq, a predicted model, not a curated record